Myotis daubentonii (Daubenton's bat) is the source of this 5937-nucleotide messenger RNA. RefSeq names its product PR/SET domain 1 (gene PRDM1). Gene Ontology annotation, cellular component: cytoplasm; nucleus. Lineage: Eukaryota; Metazoa; Chordata; Mammalia; Chiroptera; Vespertilionidae. The record is from RefSeq and is a predicted model, not a curated record. Gene Ontology annotation, molecular function: DNA-binding transcription repressor activity, RNA polymerase II-specific; RNA polymerase II cis-regulatory region sequence-specific DNA binding; protein binding. Gene Ontology annotation, biological process: regulation of transcription by RNA polymerase II; cell fate commitment.
UUAAAAGCAAAUUUUUAUACAUACUUGGAUAAGAAGCACACAACAAUUGGGGAAUCAUUGUUUGAAUUAUUUUCAGAAACAGCUGCAUGGUAACAACAAAAAUUGGAUUACACUUAGUUUGGCCAGUAUUUAUCUAGAACACUUCUACCUUUUAGACAAGUAUCUUGAUAAAACACUUAUUUGGGGUCAUUCAGAAGCUGUUCCUAACAAACAAGAUUUUUUUCAAAAGCCUGGAAGUUUUGUGUUUUUAGAAAUCUAGUAUUCUAUUUUCCAAGCAGAUGAGAGCUCUGAGAGUUGUGUGCUCACAAUUUUUAUUUAAUAACUUUCUCAUGCUUAAAAUACAUGAGUUACACUGGAAAAAAUCUUAAUGCAUUUUUGCCUUUAUUGCCAAUAAAAUCUUUUCAGAAGUGAAACAUAGAGGUGUAUAAUUCUGCAUUCGUAGGUCUAAAUGAAGAGAAGCUAGCAUAAGUCUCAUUAACGCCUGGUCAUUUUGACAAAAGCAAGAAACACCUAAGAACCUCCUCUCACUCUCCCAGUUCCCUGGUUCAUUCACGAUUCACUCUCAGUAACUAAAAUGCUGUCCUUGGGAGGAUUUAUUUGAAUCAGUCUUUCACAUACAAUGGAUGUUGUAGGAGAUGACUCCCCACAUGUUGUUAAAAGCAUCCUGAUUUUGCUGGCAGGAAUAUGGACAUCUGUUUGAGGAAAGAAAAAAAGUUUCAUGCAAAUGACACAGUCAAAGAGAAGAGAAGGGAUGUGCAAGUUGAGAAACCAGUGACAUUUCUUGUAACUGUACUAUGAGUCAGCACUUUUUAAUCUUCUUGAUAAUGUAUGGAAAUGUAGUGAGGUGACAGGGAGCAGUGUUCACUUGACGUAUGCGUAUUUUCGCGUGUGUGUGUGUUUGUGUGUGACUUCAUGGCAUCAAUAAUUCUUUUUUAAAUGAGGAUACAGUAAAUUGUAAUCUGUGGAAGGCUGACUGGAAUCAACAUACCCGUAGCUUUAGAAAGCAGUUUCCGCCCAACGAAGAGUGCAAGAGCGAUGGAACCCCAUGUUCCUGGAAGUUUGCACAUCAGAGUAAACAAACUUGAAAACCCCUCUUGAUAGCAGAAUUCACCCAGCCUUGUUCCAUUUUCUCUUAACAACACACACCGCAAACGCUCUCACAAGCUGCUUUGAUGAAGCCACAUGUAUUUCCCCCUUCACAAUUUACAGGAAGUUACUCUUAAAAGAAAGUGAUUCUGGUGUUUACUGCCCGUGUUAAAGGGACAGAGUUCCUUUUUAUCUCUGAUAACGUUUGACCGAAAUAUAGAAUCAAUUUACAGACUCACAUAGUAUGUGACUGAGAGCAAAGCAGUAACUGCUCUCCGGUCUGAGCCGUGGCCUACUGCUUGGAGACUACAAGUGGCAGAUGACCAGGUAUUGAUUGUAGCUGUGUAAGGAAAUGUCUUAGGUCUGAAAGAAAGGUGUGGUACAGGUUAAAAAGAGGGAGAGAGAGCAGCUUUCUGUGGAAGGGUAAGGAGUUUCAUGAUGGAGCAGUUUCAGUAAGGAUGUAUAUUUUGAUUUUUCCUGUUCUUACCUCUGCCUUUUUCCCCCGAGUGGCCUGUGUGCAUCUGUUAAACAGAAGUAGUGUUACUACGAGGCAAACUUUGAAAUCUGCUUUAUGCGUUGCCUUUAAAGAGCGACAUGGUGUCUUCCUGUUCUUUUCCCAAAAGCACAUGCCUAUGGCUCUGUGAGUGGCGUUUCAGCCAACCUCCUCACAGAUAAGAGGGUUCCCUCUCCCCUCCUUUGGCAAGGCUGAACAUGUUUAUCAAGAGGAAAAGUGACUCCUUGGGAGACUGUCAGAUUCUGGCUCCUGUCCCAGCCUUCACUUUGUUAUGCCAGGUGAAGUUCACCUUUGCCCCACCCAGUGCUUCCACAAAAAGGCAAGGUUCCAAGUAUUUAUAUGAACAAGUGUUACUUCUGGACUCCGAGGCUUGGGGGUGGAGGAUGUUUGCAUAGUUUAAGCCUUGGGCGGGGGUGUAGGAAAUGGCAAGUACAGAGGCCAUAGAAAAAGUGGAGAGACUCGGUGUGACGUACUCAGUCGGCUUGUCUUCUACGCAGUGACUCAAAGCAUUAAAAGUCAGCAUAAUCGGAACUCAAGUUUGUAGCAUCACCCAUUUGUCAUUCGCUGCUGUGGCAAAAGUAGGACUCGGCUGUUUUCAUUCAUCUGAGGCAGCUCCUUAAAUGUUGUGUUUCACCCCUUUGUUAUUUUCCCCCCAUACGUGAAAAGACGAUAAAACUGAGAUGGAAAAGAUCUAUUCCGGAGGGGAGCUUCACCACUUCAUCGAUGGCUUUAACGAGGAGAAAAGCAACUGGAUGCGCUACGUGAAUCCAGCGCACUCCGCCCAAGAGCAAAACCUGGCUGCGUGCCAGAAUGGGAUGAACAUCUACUUCUACACCAUUAAGCCCAUUCCUGCCAACCAGGAGCUGCUUGUGUGGUAUUGUCGGGACUUCGCAGAAAGGCUGCAUUACCCUUAUCCUGGAGAGCUGACAAUGAUGAAUCUCACUCAAGCACAGAGCCAUCCAAAGCAGCAGAGCACUGAGAAAAAUGACCUUUGCCCAAGGAACGCCCCAAAGAGAGAGUACAGCGUGAAAGAAAUCCUAAAAUUGGACUCCAGCCCCUCCAAAAAAAAGGACUUCUACCGUUCGAACAUUUCACCCCUCACUUCAGAAAAGGACACGGACGACUUCCGGAAGAAUGGGAGCCCCGAAAUGCCCUUCUACCCCCGGGUCGUGUACCCGAUCCGGGCCCCUCUCCCGGAAGACUUUUUGAAAGCUUCCCUGGCCUAUGGGAUGGAGAGGCCGACGUACAUCCCUCACUCCCCCAUCCCGUCCUCCACGACGCCCAGUCCCUCAGCAAGAAGCAGCCCGGACCAAAGCCUCAAAAGCUCCAGUCCUCACAGCAGCCCAGGGAACACCGUGUCGCCUCUGGCUCCGGGGCCUCAAGAUCACCGGGACUCCUACUCCUACUUGAAGGCGCCCUACGGCUCUGAAGGUCUGGGUGCUUACCCUGGAUACGCGCCUCCCCACCACCUCCCGCCAGCCUUCAUCCCCUCCUACAACGCCCACUACCCCAGGUUCCUCUUGCCCCCCUACGGCAUGAAUUGUAACGGCCUGAGCACCAUGGGCAGCAUCAAUGGCAUCAGCAACUUCGGCCUCUUCCCCAGGCUGUACCCCGUCUACAGUAACCUCCUUGGUGGGGGCAGCCUGCCUCACCCCAUGCUCAACCCGCCCACUCUGCCCAGCUCGCUGCCCUCGGAAGGAGCUCGGAGGUUGCUGCAGCCGGAACAUCCCGGAGAGGUGCUGGUCCCAACGCCCCGCAGUGCCUUCUCCCUCACCGGGGCCGCCGCCAGCAUGAAGGACAAGGUGUGCAGCCCCACCAGCGGGUCGCCCACUGCGGGCACAGCUGCCACGGCGGAACACGUGGUGCAGCCCAAAGCUACCUCAGCAGCGAUGGCAGCAGCCCCCAGCAGUGACGAGGCCAUGAAUCUCAUAAAAAAUAAAAGGAACAUGACUGGCUACAAGACACUCCCCUACCCGCUCAAGAAGCAGAAUGGCAAGAUUAAGUAUGAAUGCAAUGUCUGCUCCAAGACUUUUGGCCAGCUCUCAAACCUGAAGGUCCACCUCCGAGUGCACAGCGGAGAACGGCCUUUCAAAUGUCAGACUUGCAACAAAGGCUUUACUCAGCUCGCCCACCUGCAGAAACACUACCUGGUCCACACGGGAGAAAAGCCACAUGAAUGCCAGGUCUGCCACAAGCGGUUCAGCAGCACCAGCAAUCUCAAGACCCACCUGCGACUCCACUCCGGAGAGAAACCUUACCAAUGCAAGGUGUGCCCCGCCAAGUUCACCCAGUUCGUGCACCUGAAACUCCACAAGCGCCUACACACCCGGGAGCGGCCCCACAAGUGCGCCCAUUGCCACAAGAGCUACAUCCAUCUCUGCAGCCUCAAGGUCCACCUGAAGGGGAACUGUCCUCUGGCCCCAACCACAGGGCUGCCUUUGGAGGACCUGACUCGAAUCAACGAAGAGAUCGAGAAGUUUGACAUCAGUGACAAUGCCGACCGGCUCGAGGACAUGGAGGACAACAUCGAUGUGACCUCCUGUGUGGUGGAGAAGGAAAUCCUGGCCGUGGUCAGGAAAGAGAAAGAAGAUACUGGCCUGAAAGUGUCUUUGCAAAGAAACCUGGGGAAUGGACUCCUCUCAGGGUGUAACCUCUAUGAGUCAUCAGACCUGUCCCUCAUGAAGUUGCCUCCCAGCAACCCACUACCUCUGGGACCUGUCAAGGUCAAACAAGAAACAGUCGAACCAGUGGAUCCUUAAGAUUUUCAGGAAACAGAAAGUGUCUUAUUUUGUUUCUUAAGUUACGACGUGGCGAGUCAGGGUGCCUGUAGCAGAUUGCUUGUACAUAGACCCAGGGCCGCAAAGCUCUCCCUCACCUGUCUGGAAUUGAAGAAGGAGCUCCAGAGUUACUGAAAUCUCAGGGCAUAAAUGAGCAAAGACAAUAUAUUAUACAUAUUAUACAUACUUAUUUACCCCCAUAUAUAUAUAUAUAUAUUUGAACCUGUGUAUUUUGAAUAUUUUGUGUGAAUAUGUUUGCAUAGCCUUCCCAUUGCUAAGAAUAUUGCCUAGCCAUAAUUAUUUUUUCAAUGAUAUUAAUCCUUCAUAAUUUAUUAUACAAUUUUACCACUUAAAAAGCAAUAAUUAAAAAAACGUUUACAAUGACUGGAAAAAUUCCUUGUAAUUUGAGUAUAGAUGUUAUAUAUGUUUGUCUUGUGGCCAUUCUUUGUUAAACAAUCUCUGCACAUCUGUUAAAGUACCUAAGAUUUAGUAAUCAAAUACAUGACUUCAGUCAACCUCCUUCUGUAAUAAUGGUUUGAAAAUGAGGUUUUGGUAUAUGCCAAAAAUAGACAGUUGAUGUGUUAAUUCAUAGGAUCAUGUCAUUCGAACAGCAUUGCAUACCUUGGGGGUAUGUGUGCAGAAUUACCCGGUAAUAACUUCCAGUAGAAUAAACAAGAAAGGGAAUCUUGUAUGUUUCUGUAGAUAGUGCGUUUAUUUCCCCGCUAGCCACAGAGUUCCUAGAAAGGUGACAACCUGUCUCCCUCUCCAAAAAGCAGGGUCACCGCACCCCCAGAGUCAUGUGACCAUUCAGAGUGGCCCCAUGACUUUUGCAUUCCCACCUUAUUAUCUGAAAAUGUGAAGAAAACAAAAUGCCAUGUUUAAAACCACUGCGAAGCAUUUCCAAAGCACAGAUGGUUUUGUGUGUGUGAGGUUUAGGGGCUUGAGUCUGGGUGAUGUUUUUGUUGUUGGGUUUUUGUUUUAUUUGUCAUGUUAAAAUUGCACAAGCAUGGUGCUCCACCAGGAAGGAUUUGAGGUAGAUGGGCUCAGGCCACACUUAAAAAACAAAACAAAAACAAAAACGGGUAUUCUCCUUGUCUUAGGGUCAAAGCGGGUAAUGAGCAUUCCUAUCCCCGACACAUCAAUUGUAUUCUUUCUGUAAAACUCCGAUUUUCCUCAGUAUUUGUGUUUUUCCAUUUUAUGGUUAAUUUAAUUGAAGAUGAAAGGGCAUUGCAAAGUUGUUCAACAACAAUUACCUCAUUGAGUGUGUCCAGUCGUGUAGGAAAUGAUGGCUUAUCUAAUGAUUUGCUACUCCAGACGAAACUAAGUGUGCUCCGGAAAGAUAGAACAAGGCCAUUCUAUCUCUUACUCUGCUUAGCCCAAAGAUUACAUGUCGGCAUUCAAGGUGUAGCAAAGAAUGAUGUAUAUUUAUAAAUCUAUUUAUACCACUAUACCAUGUAUAUAUAAUAUAUUUAUAACCACUUAAAUUGUGAGCCAAACCAUGUAAAAGAACCUACUUUUCCUAAGGGCAAGAAAAGACCAAAAAAAAACCAAAAAACAAAA